AUGUCCUGCACGAUAAACACCAACAAACCGGAAGAGAAUGGCCCUGAGGGAGACGCAGGGAAGCCCAAGGUCAAAGAUGAGUUUAAAGACAUUUCCAUAUACUUCUCCAAAGAAGAAUGGGCAGAGAUGGGAGAGUGGGAGAAAAUUCGCUAUAGAAAUGUGAAAAGGAACUAUAAAAUGCUGAUUUCUAUAGGUCUCAAAGCCCCUAGACCAGCUUUCAUGUGUCACCAAAGGCAAGCAAUCAAGCCCCAGAUAGAUGACAGUGACGAUUCUGAUGAGGAAUGGACACCCAGUCAGCGAGUUAGUCCUCCUCGGGUGCCUUUCCGGGUGAAGCACAGCAAACAACAGAAGGAAAUGCCUAGACUGCCAUUAAGUAAUGAGUCUAAUGUGAAGGAAGUGUCUGGAAUAGAAGAGUUGCUGAAUACAGGUGGCUCAGAACAUGCCCAGAAACCAGUGUCCUCUCCUCCAGAAGGAAACACCUCUGGACACCAAUUGAGUAAGAUGAAGCUGAAACUCAGGAGAAAGAAUGCUGAAGUAAAGAUGUACAGUCUGCGAGAGAGAAAGGAUCUUGCGUACAAAGAGGUCAACGAGCCCCAGGAUGAUGACUAUCUCUAUUGUGAGAAGUGCCAGAAUUUCUUCAUCCACAGUUGUCCCAAACAUGGGCCUCCUGUAUUUGUAAAAGAUAGUGUGGUGGACAGGGGGCAUCCCAACCGCUCAGUCCUCAGUCUGCCCCCUGGGCUGAGAAUCGGUCCAUCUGGCAUCCCUGAGGCUGGACUUGGAGUAUGGAAUGCAGCGUCCGAUCUGCCAGUGGAUCUGCACUUUGGCCCCUAUGAGGGCCAGAUCACAGAGGAUGAAGAGGCAGCCAACAGCGGAUAUUCCUGGCUGAUCACCAAGGGGAGAAACUGCUAUGAGUAUGUGGAUGGACAGGAUGCGUCCCAAGCCAACUGGAUGAGGUACGUGAACUGUGCCCGGGAUGACGAUGAGCAGAACCUAGUGGCCUUUCAGUAUCAAAGGCAGAUCUUCUACCGAACCUGUCGGGUCAUCAGGCCAGGUUGUGAGCUUCUGGUCUGGUAUGGGGAUGAGUAUGGCCAGGAGCUUGGCAUUAAGUGGAGAAGCAAGGCGAAGAAAGGAUUCACAGCAGGAAGAGAACUAAGGACAGAGGUCCAUCUUUGUCUUCUGUGCUCUUUGGCCUUCUCAAGUCAGAAAUUCCUCAGUCAACAUGUGAAAUGGAAUCAUUCCACUCAGAUCUUACCAGGAGCGCCCGCAAGGAUAAACCCCAAACCAGGGCAUCUCUGUCCAGAUCAGCUUCAGGAACAGCAACAUUUUGAUCCACGCAACAAAAAUGAUAAGGCCAGAAAUCAAGAAGUCAAAGGAAAGUCCAAACCCAUGCUUAAGUGGACAACAGCUUUCCCCAGCACACUCAAAGGACAAAUGAGAUCUGAGGAAAGUAAGAGAACUAUGGAAGAAGAGCUCAGAACAGGCCAGAAAACAAAUACAGAAGACACAGUCGAAUCACUUAUUAGAUCAGAAAUCUCAAGAAUUGAAGGAGAAUGUGGGCAAUGUUUCAGUGAUAAGUCAAAUGUCAAUAAGCACCAGAGGACACACAAAGGGGAGAAGCCCUAUGUCUGCAGGGAGUGUGGGCAGGGCUUUACACAGAAGCCACACCUCAUCCUUCACCAGAGGACACACACAGGGGAGAAGCCCUAUGUCUGCAGGGAGUGUGGGCGGGGCUUUACACAGAAGCCACACCUCAUCCUUCACCAGAGGACACACACAGGGGAGAAGCCCUAUGUCUGCAGGGAGUGUGGGCGGGGCUUUACACAGAAGCCAAGCCUCAUCAGUCACCAGAGGACACACACAGGGGAGAAGCCCUAUGUCUGCAGGGAGUGUGGGCGGGGCUUUACACAGAAGCCAAGCCUCAUCCGUCACCAGAGGACACACACAGGGGAGAAGCCCUAUGUCUGCAGGGAGUGUGGGCGGGGCUUUACACAGAAGCCACACCUCAUCCUUCACCAGAGGACACACACAGGGGAGAAGCCCUAUGUCUGCAGGGAGUGUGGGCAGGGCUUUACAGUGAAGCCAAGCCUCAUCAGUCACCAGAGGACACACACAGGGGAGAAGCCCUAUGUCUGCAGGGAGUGUGGGCAGGGCUUUACAGUGAAGCCAAGCCUCAUCCGUCACCAGAGGACACACACAGGGGAGAAGCCCUAUGUCUGCAGGGAGUGUGGGCGGGGCUUUACAGUGAAGCCAAGCCUCAUCCGUCACCAGAGGACACACACAGGGGAGAAGCCCUAUGUCUGCAGGGAGUGUGGGCGGGGCUUUACAGUGAAGCCAAGCCUCAUCCGUCACCAGAGGACACACACAGGGGAGAAGCCCUAUGUCUGCAGGGAGUGUGGGCGGGGCUUUACACAGAAGCCAAGCCUCAUCCUUCACCAGAGGACACACACAGGGGAGAAGCCCUAUGUCUGCAGGGAGUGUGGGCGGGGCUUUACAGUGAAGCCACACCUCAUCCUUCACCAGAGGACACACACAGGGGAGAAGCCCUAUGUCUGCAGGGAGUGUGGGCGGGGCUUUACAGUGAAGCCAAGCCUCAUCAGUCACCAGAGGACACACACAGGGGAGAAGCCCUAUGUCUGCAGGGAGUGUGGGCGGGGCUUUACAGUGAAGCCAAGCCUCAUCCGUCACCAGAGGACACACACAGGGGAGAAGCCCUAUGUCUGCAGGGAGUGUGGGCGGGGCUUUACACAGAAGCCAAGCCUCAUCCUUCACCAGAGGACACACACAGGGGAGAAGCCCUAUGUCUGCAGGGAGUGUGGGCGGGGCUUUACAAUGAAGCCAAACCUCAUCCGUCACCAG
Molecule: messenger RNA, 2856 nt
Organism: Acomys russatus (golden spiny mouse)
Lineage: Eukaryota; Metazoa; Chordata; Mammalia; Rodentia; Muridae
Gene: Prdm9
Product: PR/SET domain 9
Exons: 11
Biological process (GO): positive regulation of reciprocal meiotic recombination; regulation of DNA-templated transcription
Cellular component (GO): nucleus
Molecular function (GO): histone H3K4 methyltransferase activity; protein binding; zinc ion binding
Source: RefSeq, a predicted model, not a curated record